This is a messenger RNA of Alosa alosa (allis shad), 755 nucleotides long. RefSeq lists its product as uncharacterized. Bases 87 to 755 code for a protein of 222 amino acids. The record is from RefSeq and is a predicted model, not a curated record. Lineage: Eukaryota; Metazoa; Chordata; Actinopteri; Clupeiformes; Clupeidae. The transcript has 4 exons.
CCGAUCUGCGACGAAGGUGGGUGGCAAACAUUCGUCGGGAUAGUUUUAAUAUAACAUCCCACACUAAGGUCUGCAGCAGACACUUCAUGGAAAGCGACCUAGUUGAGCCAAAAGAAGGAGGUCGAAGACGUCUGGCUAAAGGAGCAAUACCUAUGCUCUUUGAGUGGAAUGCCUACAGGCUCACAACACGACCCAGUGUGUGGGAGAGGAGAGAAAGGCCAGAGGAACCGGAGUUAUCUCUUCCUUUAGAGUCAGACACCGAAGUGUCAGCCGAUCAUGAUUACUGUGCUAUUCCAGAGCCGUCGUCUUUAGAUUUGAGCUGUGCGGCAAACGAGGAUUUGGCAUGUGAAGUGGAGGAGUUAAAAAAGCAGCUGCAAGAAUUACGGCUGCAGCGAAAUUUCGGACUGCAGCGGUUUGCAGGAUCCGAUGAGGAUAUACGGUUUUACACUAGAUUCCCAAGUUAUGAUCAUUCAAUGGCCUUCUGGUGGCUCACUGAGCCAUCAGUCCACAAAAUGGUUAGAAUCACAAGAGCCAGAGCAGCAGCUAAGAAAAAUGAAGAGGUGACCCGUUCAUGUGUGUCAGGGAGGCAGGUACUGCAGCCAAUAGAUGAGUUCUUCCUAUUCCUUGUCCAUCUUUCUGUUGGUCUGAAGGAGAGAGACUUAGGACAUCGGUUUGGAAUUCAUUCCUCGACAGUCAGCAGAGUAGUGUCAUCAUGGACAAACUACCUAUACACCCUCCUUGGGGUCAGUGAGUGA